AUGUGUUUUUCAUCGAUUGAAGCACAUUCAAAAUUAACAAUCGAUGAAUUUUUCAAUGUGACUCAUUUUCAGUCAAUAAAUCUUUCUCCGAAUGGUCGAUAUUUAUUAGUAGCUAGUGAACGUCCAGCAUGGGAUUCAAAUUCUUACGAACAAAGUUUAUGGUUAUAUGAAACUAGUGGACGACGAAAACAAUUAAUUACUAACCAAUUAUUAGCAUCGUAUAUUCCGAAAUGGUCACCAAGUGGAGAUUAUUUUGUUUAUUUAAUGAAAGAUAAAUCUG
Molecule: messenger RNA, 280 nt
Organism: Rotaria sp. Silwood1
Lineage: Eukaryota; Metazoa; Rotifera; Eurotatoria; Philodinida; Philodinidae
Source: the annotation of a GenBank genome assembly